AUGGAGCUGGAGCCACCGGGCAGCCCCGAUGGAGGCUCUGAAUACGACGAUUCUCAUGUGUUUGACUACCGCGCAGACUCAGACGAGGACGAGUGUGGUCUGGCAGACGCGUUCAUGCAGUUCGAGGCGCAGGCGGAGAAGCGCACGUUGGAGCUCUUGGCUGCUACAGAUGAACAACUCUUCCAAGUGUCUCUAAGCGGUGAACCGCCGUCAGCUGCCGAGCAAGAAGGAGCUGACGCAGAGGAAGGGAGCUUCCCGGCUUACGUGUACAUGAGCGACCAGUUCCGGUUGAAGAAGCCCCCGGAGUUUGGUCACUGGCAGCAGAACUUCCAGUUCUUGCAGGUCACGGGGUGCAGAGUGUUUGAGGGGGAGUCGAUGGAGCACAUUCAGAUGGUACCGACGGAGGUGAAGGCUGUGAGCGGUGGCGUUAGCGUUGAUAAGUGCGAGCUGCGGGUGGAGGGGCGCCCGUGUUUGCAGGAGCCGACGCCGGAGUGUCGCGAUGCCGAUGGUCUGAUGGAGGAGACGCUGGAGCAUGACGAGGGUACAGACGAUGAGAUGAGUAGAGAUGCGGGUACCGGUACUGGUAAAUUUACUCCACUGCAUGCUCACGUGGAGGAGGUGCUGGACGAGCUUACGCUGGAGUGCUUCUCUUCCACAGUGGCUCCAAUGAUUAUGCUGGAAAAGCAACAACAGACUGUCCGAACUGCUCGUGAAGAGAGAGAAGCAGCGGCAAAUCGGACGAUCGAGGAGCAGAUAGCGUUCGAAAGAGCUCAGCAGCUCAAGUUGGAGCAAGAAGCUCUGGAAGAGGCGGCUCGUGUUGAGGCAUUGGAGCUGCAACGACAAGAGGAUGAAAGAAAGGAGGUGGAGUGGCGUGAGCAGCUUCUGAAGCAGCAGUUGGAGGAAAACGACGAAGAGGAGGUCAAGAUCAAGACACUGGCGUACUCGCACACGCGCGAAUGGUAUCAGCCCAACAAGAAAUGCUUCUCACAUCGAGGGCGACAGUUGUGA
This is a messenger RNA of Phytophthora sojae, 1008 nucleotides long. RefSeq lists its product as hypothetical. The record is from RefSeq and is a predicted model, not a curated record. Bases 1 to 1008 code for a protein of 335 amino acids. NCBI's taxonomy places the organism in Eukaryota, Oomycota, Peronosporomycetes, Peronosporales, Peronosporaceae. The transcript is spliced from 5 exons.